AUUCCGGAAAUGGUAGCAAGUGCUGAGACAAUGCUCGGAAGGUGGGAAGAUUAUGUAGGGAAAGAGAUUGAGGUGUUUGAAGAGUUUAGGUUGUUCACUUCAGAAGUGAUUUCUAGAACAGCUUUUGGCAGCAGUUACAUAGAAGGCAAGAACAUCUUUGAGAUGUUGAUCAAGUUGGCCUUCCUAGUGUUUAAAAAUUCUCUAACAGUCAGGGUUCCUGGCAUCAGUAAACUUUUCAAAACCAACGAUGAGGUCGAAUCAGACAAACUUGAGAAAGAAGUACAUGGCUCCAUAACAGAGAUAGUCAAGAAACGAGAAAAGAAGGCAAUGACAGGACAAAAGGAGAGUUUCGGGAGUGAUUUUCUCGGAUUACUUUUGAAGGCUCAUCACGAUGCAAAUGAGAACCAGAGGGUUUCGGUGGAUGAGUUGGUUGAUGAGUGCAAGACGUUUUACUUUGCAGGACAAGAAACCACUAAUACUUUGCUUGCCUGGACUGUGUUUCUUCUAGCACUCCAUACGGAUUGGCAAGAGGAAGCAAGAAAGGAGGUGAUGGACGUAUUCGGCAAACAAACUCCAAAUCCUGAUGAUUUUUCCAAACUGAAAACAAUGAGUAUGAUUUUCUACGAGUCUCAAAGGUUAUAUCCCCCUCUUGAUUCUUUAGUAAGGAAAGUUGAUAGGGAAGUUAGACUGGGGAAUGUCAUUGUCCCACCUAACGUUGAAUUGAUUCUCUCAAAUCUAGCAUUUCAGCAUGAUCCUCGAAUCUGGGGAGAAGACUCGCAACUUUUCAAACCAGAGAGAUUCGCAGAAGGGAUUGCUAAAGCCACUAACAAUACCAUAAGCGCUUUCAUACCCUUUGGAGUGGGACCUCGAAGCUGUGUUGGGUUGAACUUUGCAACCAUUGAAGCAAAGAUUGCUCUGUCAAUGAUUCUACAACGCUACUCCUUCACUCUUUCCCCAGGUUACAUCCACUUGCCUGUUCAUUAUUUGACAAUGCGGCCACAACAUGGAAUUCAGGUAAUGCUACACUCACUUUGAACCGUGAAGGCCGGCAUUGCCGGGGAAUUGAUGCCCUUGGAUUAACUACACAGUGCAACUAAUGAAAUUGUAUCUGUCAAUUAUCAUUUCAACUUUUCCUAGCUAUCGAACUCUUUGGUAUGUGUUUAGACUAAUCGCUGCGCAAUACAAAGAAAGACAAGAAUUGGGUAAUAAAAUCUGCAGUCACCCGUGUCAAAGGCCAUACUGCUCUCUGUUCAUCAUCUAUAAGUUCUAAUGUCUCAGCCAUUAGUGAGAAUUAGUAGAUUUUUAUCUGCGCAAGCUGUCUCUAGAGAUUGUAUAAUCUCUUCCGGGCGCUUUCAUAGAAGCCCUCGUCCCUCCCGCUGCUUUGGCUCCUCCGCCGCAACCACAGUUGCUCCGCCUGCACAUUUUACCUAACAUAAGAAA
Molecule: messenger RNA, 1440 nt
Organism: Malus domestica (apple)
Lineage: Eukaryota; Viridiplantae; Streptophyta; Magnoliopsida; Rosales; Rosaceae
Source: RefSeq, a predicted model, not a curated record